This is a messenger RNA of Colletotrichum chrysophilum, 570 nucleotides long. RefSeq lists its product as uncharacterized. The record is from RefSeq and is a predicted model, not a curated record. The coding region runs from base 1 to 570 and encodes 189 amino acids. Lineage: Eukaryota; Fungi; Ascomycota; Sordariomycetes; Glomerellales; Glomerellaceae. The transcript is spliced from 2 exons.
AUGCCUCCCCGAAAGGCACAAACCGACGUUCCCGCCUCCAAGCUCAGAAAGCGACAUCAUGACUGUGACUUGAUCCCAGAUGAUUCAGACGGCGAUGGCUCCGACGUCACUCACAAGAAAGCCCGUCGCGACGAGGUUGGCGACGAGGAACAUCAGACCGGCGCCGGAAACCUGCCAGCAGCCUUGGAAGGCGAGGAUGUACAGGAGAACGAGCAGCAGCAAGAAGCGGCAGUCGGCCCUGUUGACGAUGUUGGUGACAGAGUCUCCAUGGUCCAGAGGCUUUGCACCGGCAUUGAUAGGCAGCUACACGCUCUCAACAAAAACCUGAGCAAUCCAGAGUCGACGCUCACAACCGCGUUGUUCAACGCGGCAACCACGGCUGUGAGGCAAUCUUUGGUGGAUUCACCGGUGAAGAAACUCGAACAGGAGAUUUUCCAGUGCAAGCAGCUCCUGGUGAGGAAGCAGCAGAAUUUCGACGAGCUCCAAAGAAGCAGCCAACAAGAGCGAUACUCCAAGAGAAUUGGCCAUGCGCUCUCCCGCGACGAGCCCCUAGACCCCAGCUCGACUUAG